AUGUCAAAACAUAGAGGAAGAAAAAGUAAUCCAACUGAAGAUGCAACAUUUUCUUCACCAGCCACUGCGGAAGGAACUUUAGGCACUUCAGCAGCUUUUACAAAAUCAUUGGAAACAUUUUCUCCUGAGGGAGUAACAGAGAAGGCUACUGAUUUCUUAGCUACUGACGCAGUAGGUCAAAAGGGACCCAAUUCUUCAAGUAGCAGUCAUGUACAUAUUAAACAGUUUUCAGGUAGACCUCGUGAUAAGAGUAUCUCGAGUGUUAAGAACUUAUCAAAAGGGUUUUCACACGACAUUCAACAUGAAGUAGACAAUGUAGGUUCAAAAUAUGGUUCUUUUAAGAAGUCAAAGAGUACAGAUUUACUAUUUAGAAGAAGAAAUAUCAGUGGUUUAAACAUGACUUCCUACACCAAUCCAAAGCCAAAUGACUUAACAGAGACAAUCGAUGGUGUGAUUAACAACACAAGCGGAAGUAACAACAAUGAUAAUUACACUGCCACUAAUAAUACUGGGAAUCCAAGUUAUGGAUUAAAGCCAAGAAGAAGCAAAAGUACACAUUCUGUAUUAGAGUUGCAUGAGGCAGAUGAAUUGUAUACUAAUGACUUAACUACAGAUGAAGAGGUUGAAUAUUUUACAGAAGAAGACGAAGAUCAAGGUUCACAAAAAUCAAAGACAAAUAUAAGUAAUAAUUUACUUUCACAACAAACAACUGCCCAUAGUGACAGAUUUCCAAAUCACGAUGCAAAGAAAAUGCAUCCAGUUCAUUCUAAGCUUCUAAAAACUAACCAAAUAAAAAACAAAAUACUGUCAGAUACACAUCUGUCACAACUGAAUCAUGCUGCUAAAAUUACAGACCAACUUAGUUAUAAGCCACCUUCCGAUAUGAUCAAACCAUCUCAUUCAAAAUCCAAAGUUUUAAACACGACAACAUCAAAUAGUGAAGGCAAUAAAUUGAAUGAAGAUGAUAUCUAUUCAUCUAAUAAAACAAACAACGAUGAUACAGAUAUAAUUAACGAUAAUGAAGAAGAUGACGAAGAAGAUGACGAAGAAGAUGAAGAGGAUGAAGAUGCUAUAGGAGAUGACCUUAUUGGAGAUAUACCGAUUGAACAGGUGAUGCAAGAUACAGUUGUUCAUAGUUUGAAAAGACAAGCAAAUAUGUUUUCUGAACUUAAAAAUAAUAAUAAUAUAUCGAAAAAUCCUGAUAGCUCGGUGGAUAAUACAAAAGGAGGUGAGAAGCAAUCCUUUAAUGAAAACUAUAUUCAACCUGGGGCAGGACACACUGACCAGUAUAUACCAGAUAUGAUUCUUUCUCAAUCCAUGGGGAUUGAAAGAAAGUAUGAUGAUUCUACAAGAUCUGCUAGGUCUCUGAGUUCCAACCACGAAAUAACCAAAAUUACAGAAGGUGAGGUAUUAAACACGCCAAGCAAAUUAAACGAUCCUUCAAAUACAAUCGAUGAAAAUCAACUUUAUCCUGGUUACUAUGGAAACACUGCUGAUUUAACAGAACCUAGGAAACCUAAAGACAUUAAGACCAAUAUUCCGAUAACUGACGAUAAUAAUAAUAAUUUUCAGAGUUUUUCCAAUAGCAUUUCAAGUUUGACUAAUAAUCUACAGAAAUCUAAUCCUGAGGGGUUUUUCUCUCAGAAUAAAACUGUUAGUUCACCAACCUCCAAACAAAAACACUUUUUGUCGAAUACGAUUUCGAGUCUAAAGCCAUCUUCAGGAAGAGGUUUGAAUAGUAUCAAAUCAUCACACAAUAAUGAUAACAUCAACGAGUCCAGUUUGAACAAUUUUGCAAAUUUUUUGAAAUCUGAUGAUAUAGAUGGUGACUCUAGAACUCAGAAGAAGUUAUUAUUACAAAGAGAGAAUUCCAUUUUAGAUAUUAACUUACAACAUGAAGAUAACAACGCAAUAUUUAUGGCUGGCAACAUAGAUGCUAAGAGAGAAUUUGAACGUGUUUCACAUGCUUACACAAAUUUGCGUAGAUUUUCUAAUCCUUUAUUUGAUGCCUUAAUCAGGUGGGAAUUAAGUUUUGAUAAUAGUAGCCAAAUAUCAAAUUUGUCAACUACAAAUGAUCUUAAUGAGCUUUUAUUUUCGAGUUACAGUUCAAAAGAUGAUGGUAAAUUGAACAAGAUUUUACCUUCUUCGGAUUAUACAAAUCUUCAUCGUACAUUAGCAAAUUUAUGGAAUCAAGAAUCCAAUAAAUUCAACAGUGAGAACAACCCGUUGAGUAAAGUUAAUAAAUUAACAACAACUGGAAACAAUAUACUGAAAGGCCAACCUCCUCAACAACAAAAUCCACAAAGUCUGAGAGGCGUAAUGGGUUCAAGUACAGCAUUGCAUAACUUAAGGAAUAUAAAUUCUUUACAACCGACUACUAGGGCUGUAAAUAGAAGGCUCGAGAAUUCAAGGAACAUCUCACAUCGUUAA
Messenger RNA from Tetrapisispora phaffii CBS 4417, 2430 nucleotides. RefSeq names its product Tco89p (gene TCO89). The transcript has a single exon. The record is from RefSeq and is a predicted model, not a curated record. Gene Ontology annotation, cellular component: fungal-type vacuole membrane; TORC1 complex. Gene Ontology annotation, biological process: TOR signaling. Lineage: Eukaryota; Fungi; Ascomycota; Saccharomycetes; Saccharomycetales; Saccharomycetaceae. The coding region runs from base 1 to 2430 and encodes 809 amino acids.